This is a messenger RNA of Necator americanus (New World hookworm), 1095 nucleotides long. RefSeq lists its product as uncharacterized. The record is from RefSeq and is a predicted model, not a curated record. The coding region runs from base 1 to 1095 and encodes 364 amino acids. Lineage: Eukaryota; Metazoa; Nematoda; Chromadorea; Rhabditida; Ancylostomatidae. Gene Ontology annotation, biological process: fatty acid beta-oxidation using acyl-CoA dehydrogenase. Gene Ontology annotation, cellular component: mitochondrion. Gene Ontology annotation, molecular function: electron transfer activity; flavin adenine dinucleotide binding. The transcript is spliced from 12 exons.
AUGGGGUGCCCUAAUGAACCGUCAACACUUGUGUCAGCUGCGCGCGUCUCGACGUCGCGCCGGAAAACUUUGGAUUUUGUACCCACAACCUGUCUCGAAAUGCUCUCUGCCAGGACAUUGUUCGGGAGCAUUCUGCGAACAAAUGUGGCUUCCCGUCUCAGUAGUACUCUAGUCAUUGCUGAACAUGACGAUGUUAACCUCGCACCGAUUACUCUCAACGCCAUUACUGCUGCCGGCAAGCUUGGAAACGAUAUCUCCGUUCUAAUAACCGGAGCAAAUGCAUCAAAAGUAGCGGAACAGGUGGCGAAGGUAUCAGGAGUAAAGAAAGUUAUUGUUGCACAAGACGAGAAGCUCAAGAACAAUCUGCCAGAACGUGUUGCACCGGUAGUCCUUGCUUCACAGAAACAGUUCAAUUUCUCGUCGAUAGUCGCUGGAUCAUCAGCGUUUGGACGAAGUGUGGUUCCACGAGUUGCUGCUAAGCUUGACUGUUCACCAAUUAGCGAUGUUACAGAAGUUCAUUCGGCAGAUACAUUCACGAGGACACAAUAUGCCGGAAAUGCUAUUGUGAAGGUUCAAAGCUCAGCGCCUGUGAAGGUGAUUACUUUCCGUGGCACAUCUUUUCCACCAGCCCAGCAAGGCGGAAGUGGUACAGUCGAAAAUGCACCGGUAACUGACAUAAAGACGGAUUCAUCGGAGUUCAUCAGCCAAGAGCUUAGCAAAUCUGAGCGACCUAAUCUAACCACUGCGAAGAUCGUCGUGUCGGGUGGACGUGGACUUAAGAGUGGAGAGAACUUCAAGUUGAUCUAUGACCUUGCCGACAAGCUCGGUGCAGGAGUUGGAGCAUCCAGAGCAGCUGUUGAUGCUGGAUUUGUGCAUAAUGACAUGCAAGUUGGACAAACUGGAAAGAUUGUCGCUCCGGAGCUGUACAUUGCCAUCGGUAUCUCUGGGGCCAUUCAACAUCUAGCAGGAAUGAAAGACAGCAAGGUGAUCGUUGCCAUUAACAAGGAUCCAGAUGCACCAAUCUUCCAGGUGGCCGAUUUCGGACUAAAAGCUGACCUGUUCAAAGCCGUACCAGAAAUGACAGCUGCUCUAUGA